This is a messenger RNA of Chroicocephalus ridibundus (black-headed gull), 3493 nucleotides long. It is a transcript of the gene SHC2, whose product is annotated as SHC adaptor protein 2. NCBI's taxonomy places the organism in Eukaryota, Metazoa, Chordata, Aves, Charadriiformes, Laridae. Gene Ontology annotation, molecular function: receptor tyrosine kinase binding. The transcript is spliced from 12 exons. The record is from RefSeq and is a predicted model, not a curated record. The coding region runs from base 86 to 1936 and encodes 616 amino acids. Gene Ontology annotation, cellular component: plasma membrane. Gene Ontology annotation, biological process: cell surface receptor protein tyrosine kinase signaling pathway; intracellular signal transduction.
CCGGGGGAGCGGGCGGGGGGCGGGAGCCGGCGCGGCGGCGGCGGCGGCGCGGAGCGGAUCGGCGGAGCGGAGCGCGGCCCCGGGCAUGCUCCCGGAGCCCAAGUAUGACCGCUUCCGCGACGAGCCGCUGACCGCCCCCAUGCCGUCGCCGGCCCCCGGGCCCUGCCCCGCGGCGGGCGAGGAGCCCGAGCCCGGCACCACCUUCUGCGCGCUGCUGCCGCGGAUGCCGCAGUGGAAGUUCCCGGGACCCGCCGGUUUCCUCGGCCGCGGCCCCGCCGGUGCCGGCCGGGAGCUCUCGGCGCCUGCCCGGGGAGGGGGCGGCGGCGGCGGCGGCGGGGCGGCGGCGACGGGGACCCCCUCGGCGCUGGCCGCCGUGUUGGGCGCCUGCGAGCCGCUCUGCGCCGCGCCCUGCUCGGGGCCGGGCGGCGGGCGGGCGCGGGGGGCGGCGGCGGCGGCGGCGGCGGGGCGGGCGCGGGGGGCGGCGGGGGCGGCCCGGCCGAGCGGGGAGGAGUGGAGCCGCAAGGGCAGCUUCAUCCGCAAACCGGCGCAGGGCUGGCUGCACCCCGACGAGAGGGUGAUGGGGCCCGGCGUCUCCUACAUCGUCCGGUACAUGGGGUGCAUCGAGGUGCUGCGCUCCAUGAGGUCCCUUGACUUCAACACCCGGACACAGGUCACCAGGGAAGCCAUCAACAGACUGUAUGAGGCAGUGCCAGGCGUGAAGGGCAUCUGGAAGAAGAAGGCUCCCAACAAAGCCCUUUUCUCCAUCCUGGGCAAGAGCAACCUCCGCUUCGCUGGCAUGAGCAUCGCUGUCAACAUCUCCGUCGACGGGCUGAACCUCAUGAUCCCCACCACGCGCCAGAUCAUCGCCAACCACCACAUGCAAUCCAUCUCCUUCGCCUCCGGCGGGGACACGGACACCACGGACUACGUCGCCUACGUCGCCAAAGACCCCAUCAACCAGAGAGCCUGCCACAUCCUGGAGUGCUGCGAGGGGCUGGCGCAGAGCGUCAUCAGCACGGUGGGACAGGCCUUCGAGCUGCGCUUCAAGCAGUACCUGCACAGCCCCCCCAAGGUGGUGGCACCCCCAGACAGGGCGCUGGGUGCGGAGGAGUCGGCGUGGGGGGAGGACGAGGAGGCGGCCGAACACGAUUACUACAACAGCAUCCCGGGGAAGGAGCCACCCCCGGGGGGGCUGAUCGACUCCCGGCUGCGGCACGGCGCAGGCCUGGGCCACGUCCACGCUCAGCCCUCCGGCUCCGGCCCCCCCAGCCAGGGUGGCUUCGCAGCCAGGCGAGACCAGAGCAGCCAGCCGGGGCCGCCAUGGGACCUGGAGAGCCAGGGCCAGCCCUGCGAUGGGUACCUGCAGGCGGACGGCCACCCCCUGGGCCCGCGGGACUACGAGGAGCACAUGUACGUGAACACGCAGAGCCUGGACGCCUGGGAGCCGGAGGCGGCGGCUCGUGGGGCGCCGGAGGAGAGCCCCAAAAAGGACCUCUUUGACAUGAGGCCCUUCGAGGAUGCCCUGAAGCUCCACGAGUGCAUCGCGGGGGGCAGCGCCAGCCCCCCCAUGGAGGACCAGUGGCCGAGCCCCCCCACGCGGAAGGCCCCCAUCGCCCCCACGGAGGAGCAGCUGCGGCGGGAGCCGUGGUACCACGGGAAGAUGAGCCGUCGGGACGCCGAGAGGCUCCUGCAGACGGACGGGGAUUUCCUGGUGCGGGACAGUCUCACCAACCCGGGGCAGUACGUGCUGACCGGGAUGCACAGCGGGCAGCCCAAGCACCUGCUGCUGGUGGAUCCUGAAGGCGUGGUGAGGACCAAGGACGUGCUGUUUGAGAGCAUCAGCCACCUCAUCAGCCACCACCGGCAGAACGAGCAGCCCAUCGUGGCUGCGGAGAGCGAGCUGCACCUCCGCCAGGUUGUCCGGAGGAAGCAGUGAUGCCGGGGGGGUACGUGAGCCCCCGACCCCCCUCCCCUGGCGCCAGACUGGCCCCGGCGCCAGAGCAAAGCCGGGGCCCCUCCGUGCUCCCCUCCUCCGGUUGUGCCUGGCCUUGGAGAGGGGCAAAGUCCCCAAAACCCCGGGGUUGGGCUCCCCAUCCCCCUCCCCAGCGGGGCCUCGCGGUCCCUGGCCCCAAAGGCCCCCCCCUCCCCCCCACUGCCUCCCCUCCACCGUCCGCAUGCGGCCCCUUGCCCAGCCGGACACAAAGACAUUUAUUCCAUGUGUGGAGGCAAAACGCUGCCGGGGUGGGAGCGGGUGGGCAGCCUUGUCGAGAGGGGCUGAGCCCAAACCCGGCCACGGCGGGGCUGGGUGGGCAUCGCUGUGGGGCUGCCCCCUCCCCUCCUGCCCGGGGCCCUACCUGUGUAGGGCUGUGUGCCCCCCCCCCCCCCCCCACCGCUGGUACCGCCAGAACCCACUGCCUCCCCCAGUGCCAGCUCCAUCCCAGAACUGGUCUCUGGAUGAUGAUGGAGCAAACAGGGUCAGGGCUGGUGCCAGGACCCCCAUCCCAGGGCUCCCGGGGUGGGAUGGGGCCAGAAAGCUUGGGGAGUGUGAGUGUGUGAGUGUGUGUGUGUGUGAUUGUGUGUGUGUGAGUGUGUGCACCCGUGUGCGUGCACAGGUACGUGAGGGGCAGCCGGGGGACCAGCCCCUUGCCCACAGAGCCGUGCCUCUCGCCCAACGCCGCUGCUCAGGACCCAACUCCCCGCCUCCUUCCCCCCGCCAUCUGGGAGUCCCCCCAGCCGUGGGGUCCCCCAUCCGCGGGGGCUGUACCCCCCCCGGCUUAGCUCUGGCCGUGGGACUGGCCACAAACAUCUCUUGGAGGCCGGUGCUGCUGGAUGUCCCUGUCGCUCCCACAUUUCCAGCUGGAUUCUCCCCAGGAACUGCUGCCGCGUGAGGCUCCCGGUGGCGCUGAGCCCCCGCAGCCCUCCCCGGACCCGGGCCAGGACGAAGCUGCUGCAGGGAAGGCGCGGGGUGAGCUGCUGGCACUGGCUCGGGAGGCCAGGGCUGCCGGCAGGAGAGGGGUCCCACGGCCCCCAGGGAACCACCCCCCCCCCCGGCCGGCUCGGGGCUUUGGCAGGUUUUUACGGCAUACAUGUCCCCUUCUCCAGUGUGUCUGGCUCUGGGUGCGGGGUCGUGGUUUGGAAUACGUUUCUAAUUAAACCUGGAAAUGAGCAAAGUGGCCGGGUUGUUUGUGCCACCCCCCCGGGCACGGUGCUGGCACGGGGGCUCCAUGGGGCCAGGGAUGCAGAGGGGGCCGGGACGGUGUCUCCAUCACCACCAGCUCCUGGCUGGUUCCAUGUUGGUGGUGGCAGCCAGCCCCAUCCUGGCUCGUCACACUUGUCUCUGCCACCCUGGGUCACCUUGUCCCACUUCGGCAUCUGGGUCACCCCCGUCCCCCCAGCUCCGGAGGGGGCUGCAGCACCCGGGGCUUGGCCCUGGGGCGCUGAUCCUGCAUGGCAUCUCCUCCCUGCACCCGGCAUCUCCUCCCUGCACUCGGCA